Messenger RNA from Bombina bombina (fire-bellied toad), 2321 nucleotides. It is a transcript of the gene TRAM2, whose product is annotated as translocation associated membrane protein 2. The record is from RefSeq and is a predicted model, not a curated record. Gene Ontology annotation, cellular component: endoplasmic reticulum membrane. The transcript is spliced from 11 exons. The coding region runs from base 145 to 1260 and encodes 371 amino acids. Gene Ontology annotation, biological process: protein insertion into ER membrane; SRP-dependent cotranslational protein targeting to membrane, translocation. Lineage: Eukaryota; Metazoa; Chordata; Amphibia; Anura; Bombinatoridae.
CACAGCUUGCAAUGCAACUAGUUAGCAGGAAAGCAGAAGUUUAGCACAAGAAGUGCCCAGUGGAGGAAAGGGUGGAGAGUAAAAAGGACGGGAAGGGAGGAGAGGAAAAGGGAGGGGGAGAGAGCCGGGUUAGUUUUUUUGGAGAUGGCUUUCCGAAGGAGAAAAAGUUAUCCCGUAUUCAGCCAGGAGUUUGUAAUCCACAACCAUGCAGACAUUGGAUUAUUCUUCGUGGUGUGCAUCCUCAUCGGGCUCAUGUUUGAGGUUACAGCAAAGACAGCCUUCCUCUUCAUAUUACCUCAGUAUAACAGUAGUAUACAGUCACUUGAUGGUGAGAUAGUUUAUUAUCAUUAUGGUGUGAAAGAUUUGGUCACUGUUUUGUUCUAUGUCAUCAUUGCUAUUAUUCUGCAUGCGAUUGUGCAGGAAUACAUUCUUGAUAAAAUUAACAGGCGGCUGCACCUGUCCAAAGUGAAGCAGAGCAAGUUUAAUGAAUCUGGGCAGCUAGCGGCUUUUCACUUUGCCUCAAUGUUCUGGUGUCUGUAUGUAGCGGUCACAGAAGGCUAUUUGUCAAAUCCAAAGACCUUGUGGGAAAGUUAUCCUCAUGUUUACCUUCCCUUCCAAGUCAAGUUCUUCUACCUGUGUCAACUUGCCUACUGGUUGCACGCACUGCCUGAAUUAUACUUCCAGAAGGUGAAAAAGGAGGAGAUUCCACGUCAUUUGCAAUAUAUUCUUCUAUACCUUCUCCAUAUAGCAGGAGCCUACCUACUGAAUUUAACGCGACUGGGGUUGAUACUGUUGCUGUUACAGUCUGUGGCUGAGUUUCUAUUUCAUAUCGCCCGACUAUUCUACUUCACAGAUGAAAAUAACCAAAAACUGUUUAACGCCUGGGCGGUGGUUUUUGUGAUAACACGACUUUUUACGCUCACGCUGUCGGUUUUGACCAUUGGCUUUGGACUUGCUCGAGCUGAGGUGCAUCCAUUCAACCCUGACAAAGGAAACUUCAACACACUACUUUUUAGGAUGUUUGUGCUGCUUAUGAUGUGCGGGUCCCAGACAUGGAUGAUGUGGCGGUUUAUACACUUUCAGUUACGUCGUUGGCGAGAGUGUUGUAAAGAACAAGCAGCUAAAAAGAGAGCUGCAGCGGCUGCCCUGGCAAAGCAGCAAACCAAAGUUCUUAAAAGGGAGUCAGGUUACCAUGAAAAUGGAAUUGUAAAAGCAGAGAAUGGAUCCACACCUCGACCGAAGAAAAUCAAAUCUCCUUAAAAACCAAACCCAGCUUGGCAGACACAAAGGUCACAGGAACCCAGGACUUGCUCUGUGUACACAAAUUCUGCCAGCAUUGUUGUCCCUAUGUGGGCAUCAUACAAAAGAAGUGCCUUUCAGUCCUCACUAGAAACUGUUUGCUACUUUAAAAAAUGCAAAAAAAAAAUAACUGCCGAAUUUGCCUUCAAUCCAAAUCUGGUACAUUCAAGCCUUGGAAAAUGUACAUUCCUUGCCUGUUACGUGAAAUUCAGUAUUCUUAUUUACUGUUCUUUUUUUUCCCCCAAAGCAAACCACACCAUCCCUACUGGGCAGUUCCACCAUCAAGUUACAUAUGUGGAGUUCUACCUCUAUCUGGCUGUUUAAUACCAUGAGUUUAACAGCGUUAUCAAGGGUCUUUAUCUUUACACCCAGCCUCAUUCAAUCUCUGGAUUGCUGGGAGCCUUUCUAUCAACACAGCAUCAGAUACAAUGGACUGGCUAAUUAAGAAUGAAACAUUUUUCGUAUUUUUUUUUGUCUCUUAUAAGUGCUCCAGAUAAUGGAAAGGGGUAUUUGAUAAAAGUUUACACUGAUAUGCAGCCAAAAGUGUACUGCUUCCUUAUACAACCCUGGCCCAGCACAUCUACUCAAAUGUGUGCUCACUAGACCUUGUGGUUAGUCUGAGACCAAUUACUCAAGUGUUUCUGAAAUGCUAACAUACCCCAGUCAACUUCUGUUCUAGUGAGGCAUAGCUUACCAUGGACAAUAUGUGACUUAGUGAUCUCAAGAAGCAAUCCCUUAUAGUCUUUAAUUAAUGUACUUUUAGAAAUGUAAGUUAUCAUUCUCCAUCCAAAGGUUGUUCAGAAUUGUAAAAGAUCAUUUCCAAUAGUGAAUAUCAUGUUAGUGUGAAUACUGCCAAAAUGUCCUCCGUUCCUGGAUCCUUUUUCAUUGUCCAAAAGGAUAUGCUUAUUAUUUGAUACAUUUAUUCCACCCAAAGAGUUUUUUUUGUUGUUUUUUUUUUUUUUUUGUCUUUUUAAUCAUUAAUGUUUUAUAAUGAUAAUAGAUUAUAGUUCCCAACUCAAUAA